GAGCCGCUGUGUGUGUGUGUGUGUGUGUCUGUGUCUGGAGGAGACGGAGCGCUUCGGUGCCGAAGGUAACCGAGGACUAAGGCCGACAUACCGCUACUUUUCUACCUCAGCGGCUUAAGCGCUACAUCACAGUGAUGUCGGAUGGGCUUGUGCUCGGCGGUGAUGGGAACUUCAGCUCUCUCUGCCCGCACGGGAUCGCGUGGAUCUGGUACGGACUGGGAGAAUGUGCCCAGGAUGGCAGAGACAUUGCCAGUGUUGUUCUCGGGUUGCUGUCGAUAGUUUGCUUCAUGGUGUCUUCACUACCGCAAUACUACAGUUCCUGCAAGACAGGAAAUAUGGACAGCGCUCUGUCGAUUUGGUUCCUGUUAUUUUGGUUGGCCGGGGACUCGUGCAAUCUUAUUGGAUCUUUCUUGGCCGAUCAACUUCCACUACAGAAAUACACCGCAGUGUACUACGUCCUGGCAGACCUGUUAAUGCUGUCAAUGUACUUUUACUAUAAACUAAAGAAUAAAUCUAGGGCCAGUAACAGUGCACUGCUGAAUGCGGUCAGCAUGCUAUGUCUUCUGGGAAUUACAUCUUCCCUCCUUAGCCUCCCUCACUCAGCCCUAGAGGAUCGGACGCCUAUGGGGUUCAAAGGUCGGGCGCUGCUGGCCGUGGAGGAGGACAGUGGUUCGGUGCAGCCCUUCGAUACAAAGGAGAUUAUAGGCUUUGUCAUUGGAUCGAUAUCUUCAGUACUGUAUUUAUGCUCCAGACUGCCGCAGAUGUACACUAAUUUUCAGAGGAAGUCAACAGAGGGCGUGUCUUUUUUCCUAUUUGCUCUGGUGAUUCUGGGAAACACAACAUAUGGCAUCAGCGUGCUACUAAAGAACCCAGAUCCAGGGCAGGGAGAGGUCAGCUAUAUCAUUCACCACCUCCCCUGGCUCAUCGGCAGCCUGGGAACACUCUCACUUGACCUUAUCAUAUCUGUGCAGUUCAUGAUGUACAGCAAAUCUCCUCGGGAUUCUGCAGAUGGAGAUGAGGAGACCGCUGCACUUCUCCAUAACUGAACAAUUCCCAUUCCUGCUGUGACUGGAGGAAAUGCUGAACAUGGUUUUUUUGAGUUUCACAUUUCCACAGCCGCAGCUGACAGACAAAAAUCACUUUUUUUUUCUUCCUAAUAGUUUUAGGUAGAUUUUAUAUCAAUACCUUUCAUACCUAGCAGUGUCGGUGGUUAAAGACAUUUUUGUCUGAUGGUAAAUAAUUAAGUUUCUUAAUUGGUUUAAUAUUUGGCACCGAGAGGGACUUAUUGAAACACUUUUGUAAUGUUUGUACUGUACUUCAGAAUUCAGGUUUUUUUUUUACUACAAUGCAUGUAAUUGUGUAAUUUUUGUUAUGUACAGUGAAAUGAAUGCUGCAUUCGGCAGAUCUAGCGGUCUUUGACUAAGAACUGAAAAUGAUCUGUCUUCAGUCUUAGUACUGUAAUAAUGUUAUUAGGCUGUAUUUGUGCAAUCUAUUAUCAAAAAUAUUUGGUAUUGUAAAGAUGUUUUUAAUUUUUAUACUGUGGCCUUUGCACCUGUCAGUCAGUAGAUACCUUUUAUUGACGUUCUUAUUUUUAAGUCUUAUUUGAAGACUUGCCCGUUUUCUUCUUUUUUUUGUUCUGUAUCACAGCGCAACACUCACUUAAGAUUUUUGUUUUUCUGAGGCCAAACAUGUUUGAACUGUUUUUUUUUUUUUGAUGUGGACAAUCAAUUGCUCUCCUUCAUGUUUGUCUUUCCAAACAAAUCAUGAACAUUAAAUUGCUCUUGCCACUCGA
Messenger RNA from Puntigrus tetrazona (Sumatra barb), 1792 nucleotides. RefSeq names its product solute carrier family 66 member 1 (gene slc66a1). The transcript is spliced from 9 exons. The record is from RefSeq and is a predicted model, not a curated record. NCBI's taxonomy places the organism in Eukaryota, Metazoa, Chordata, Actinopteri, Cypriniformes, Cyprinidae. Bases 135 to 1046 code for a protein of 303 amino acids.